Molecule: messenger RNA, 1114 nt
Organism: Lactuca sativa (garden lettuce)
Lineage: Eukaryota; Viridiplantae; Streptophyta; Magnoliopsida; Asterales; Asteraceae
Source: RefSeq, a predicted model, not a curated record
UUCUUCUUGUCAAACACCACUCACACAAACAAGAACACAAAGAGAGGCAGAGCAAAAAUCCCAAAUCAUUAAAACCCAUUUGCAUAAUUCCAAUCCCCUUAACCCUAAAUUAAUACAAUCCUACUGGAACAAUCCCCAUCAUUUUCACCAUUUUAUCACAGUUUUGUUCUUGUAACCCCUUCUUCCCUACCUUCGUUUCCCAUUCUUUAUAGUUUUCAGACGGGAUUUCGUUUGGUUAACUGAAUGCCGAGUGAUCUUGAAGAUCAUAAGCUGUUUCUAGCAUAGAUCCUCAAGGUGAUUUCGAAGAUUUAAUGCUGUUUCUAGCAUAGAUCUUCAUAUAUAAAGAUUGAAGCUUUGUGUUAUGGAUAAGUUACAGUGGGGAAAUAGAAAGAGACUGAGAUUCGUAAAAGUGAAAGAGUCGACAGUUAUGAAUGGAAAAUCUGAUGGAAAUGGAAUUAUUGUGAAGAAAAAAAUCACAUCUCAACGCGUUGAUCGAAGGGUUGUUAAUGAACAAGAUUCUCAUCAUCCUCUUCCCCCUCUUCAUGCUUCAUCUCCUCAACGUCUCAACAGGAAGAUAAUGUCGGCGUUAUCCUCGCCGGAGAAGGAAGAUCGGUACUACACAACACGGGGAUCCACCGGCGGCGGGUUUGUGGAGGAGAGUAGCAGCAGCACGAAGGCGUUGAUUGUGGAUACAAAGGAAGAGAGCAAAAAGGUCGUUUGGCCUAAACUUUUUACUACAUUAUCAAGCAAAGAGAAAGAAGAGGAUUUCAUGGCUAUGAAAGGGUGUAAACUGCCUCAAAGACCGAAGAAAAGAGCCAAGAUUGUUCAAAGAAGCUUACUUUUGGUAAGUCCAGGUGCCUGGUUAUCUGAUCUAUGUCAAGGAAGAUACGAAGUUAGAGAGAAGAAAGCAUCUAAAAAGAGACCAAGGGGAUUGAAGGCGAUGGGAAGCAUGGAAAGCGAUUCGGAAUGAGAUUUGGGGGAAAUAGAUGUGGAAUUUGGGAGGUUUUUGGUUUAGGGUUUGUUAGAAGUGGGAGAAAUUUGUUUGGUCUUCCCAAUAUAUUUUAAUCAACAUGUGUACUUUAACAAGUGGCAAUUAAUAUUUUAAAUUAUUUUA